UCGGCGGGAGCCCAGGUGCCGGCGGGCAGGAGGCGCCCGAGGAUGUGCUGCUGGCCGCUGCUCCUGCUGUGGGGGCUGCUCCCCGGCGCGGCGGCGGGGGGCUCGGGCUGGACCUACCCGCACCGCACGAUGCUCGACUCGGGGGGCAACUACUGGCUGAGCUGGGGCCCGCGGGGUGGCCGGCUCGCCUUCCGCCUCGAGGUGCGCACGGCCGGCUACGUGGGCUUCGGCUUCUCGCCCACCGGGGCCAUGGCAGCUGCAGACAUCGUCGUGGGCGGGGUGGCCCACGGGCGGCCGUACCUCCAGGAUUAUUUUACAAAUGCAAAUAGAGAGUUGAAAAAAGAUGCUCAGCAGGAUUACCAUCUAGAAUAUGCCAUGGAAAAUAGUACACACACAGUAAUUGAAUUUACCAGAGAACUGCAUACAUGUGACAUAAAUGACAAAAGUAUAACGGAGAGCACUGUGAGGGUGAUCUGGGCUUACCACCAUGAAGACAUGGGCGGAACUGGUCCCAAGUACCAUGCCUCCAAUCGUGGCACCAAGAGUCUGCGGUUAUUGAACCCGGAAAAAACUAGUGUAUCAUCUACACCCAUACCAUAUUUUGACCUGGUCAAUCAGGACGUUCCCAUCCCAAACAAAGGUACAACAUAUUGGUGCCAAAUGUUUAAGAUUCCUGUGUUCCAGGAAAAGCAUCAUGUAAUAAAGGUUGAGCCAGUGAUACAGAGAGGCCAUGAGAGUCUGGUCCAUCACAUCCUGCUCUAUCAGUGCAGCAGCAACUUAAACGACAGCGUCCUGGACUACGGCCACGAGUGCUACCACCCUAAUAUGCCCGAUGCGUUCCUUACCUGCGAGACCGUUAUUUUUGCCUGGGCCAUUGGUGGAGAGGGUUUUUCUUACCCACCUCAUGUUGGAUCAUCCCUCGGCACUCCGUCAGAUCCUCAUUAUGUGCUUCUGGAGGUCCAUUACGACAAUCCCACAUAUGAGGAAGGCUUAAUAGAUAAUUCUGGGCUGAGGUUAUUUCAUACAACAGAUUUAAGGAAAUAUGAUGCCGGGGUGAUUGAGGCUGGCCUGUGGGUAAGCCUGUUUCAUACCAUUCCUCCGGGGAUGCCUGAAUUCCGGUCUGAGGGUCACUGCACCCUGGAGUGCCUAGAAGAGGCUCUGGAAGCUGAAAAGCCAAGUGGAAUCCACGUGUUUGGGGUUCUUCUCCAUGCUCACCUGGCUGGAAGAGGCAUCAGGCUGCGUCAUUUUCGCAAAGGGGAAGAAAUGACCUUACUGGCUUAUGAUGAUGAUUUUGACUUUAAUUUCCAGGAGUUUCAGUAUCUAAAGGAAGAACAAACAAUCUUACCAGGAGAUAAUCUAAUUACUGAAUGUCGCUACAACACAAAAGAUAGAGCUUGGAUGACUUGGGGAGGAUUAAGCACCAGGAAUGAAAUGUGUCUCUCAUACCUUCUUUAUUACCCAAGAAUCAAUCUUACUCGAUGUGCAAGUAUUCCAGACAUUAUGGAACAACUUCAGUUCAUUGGUGUUAAGGAGAUCUACAGACCAGUCACGACCUGGCCUUUCAUUAUCAAAAGCCCCAAGCAGUAUAAAAACCUUUCUUUCAUGGAUGCAAUGAAUAAAUUUAAAUGGUCUAAAAAGGAAGGUCUCUCCUUCAAUAAGCUUGUUCUCAGCCUGCCGGUGAAUGUGAGAUGCUCCAAGACAGACAAUGCAGAGUGGUCGAUUCAAGGGAUGACAGCUUUACCUCCGGAUAUAGAAAGACCAUAUAAGGCAGAACCUUUGGUGUGUGGAACCUCUUCUUCUGUGCGCAGGAGUUUCUCUCCCAAGCUGCUCCUGUGCCUCGCGGUACUUGGGAGCUCGCUGGGCAGCACAUGCCUGUGGUCCUACUUCUGUGGGGCUUGGUGACCAUGUUUUCUGUGAUUCAAACCUGUCAUUUAACAUUCAGGUUAAAGACACUUGGGGCGUGAAGAGUGAGCAUGGGGAGAACAGAGACUUGAUUUUCACACACGCCCUGCCCCCCUGAGCGCCACCCCAGGCUCUCUUCUCCUCAGAAGCAUCCAGUGAAAUGUGUUGAUCACCAAUAAAGCAAAACCAGCCCUACCUAAUACAAGCUUUAUAAAAAUUUGGACAAAAAUCAGUGGAAGUAAAAGAGAUCUUCUUUUCCUUCUGUUUUCCUCUUUAUUUAAACACUCAUUGUAGCCAUUUCACUUUAAAAUUUUUGAUUUGCCUUCUGUAUUUCUCUUUUAAAAUAUUUUCACCUUAAAGAGUGUAAAAAGAUGUACUCUCCAUUCCAGUUUUUUCUCUUUAUUGUUCUUUUGAUGUGACUUCCCAGGUGUAACAAUGGUCCUUCCAGUCUUUCAGUGUUAUCUGGCUCUGCCCUUUACUGUGACUUAGCCUCGGACCCCUUACCUAAGGGCUUUCUGAUGAUGCCUAUUCCAGUCUCUUCAUUUAUCAAGCCUGUUGCUACUCCCUAACCACCCCAAACCCAUGUCGAAGUACUCUUUCGCCCCUUCCCUGCUCAGCACUGGCCAGGUGAGUUUUUUCUUGAGCUCUGUCACUAUCUAAAAAGAAAGAGGUGUGGAAAACAGAAAUGGUGCCUGACUGAUGGUGGGCUGAGGAGAAAGUGUGGCUGCCCACAAGCCAUGCCGUGAGGGGUCCUUUAGGAGGUUCCAGGGCAAAGGCCAGAUGGUGUGAGCCAGCCAACGGGCACGUGGGGAGCACCCAGGACCCCACUAACUGCUUUGGGUGUCACAUGUACUGCAUAAUGGCUCAAUUUGAGUCACAGUUGCUGUUGUAGGUUUAUUUUUAUAUUAGUUAAUAAACUAGUUUCCAUAAUGAAAUUGUUACCCAUUGAAAAUCUCGUCAGUCUUUGGUUCUCUUUGUAUGGUUCAGCCAAGUCUUGUUUUGCGUUGCCUCCUCAUUCCUUAAACUGCUGUUGGGAUCAUAUCAAUAAACUAAAUAAAACAAAUUUUUGUGUGGCAUCUUGUACACUCUGUGAGAGAAACAGAUGAUUCAAUUAAGAAUGUUGCAUUUUUCUUCUUCAUUUGUAAGCGCUUUCUCACCAGCAAAGAAUGUCUUCAGUACAAACUGUAUCGCCUUGUAAAUAAAUACUGUGCUUUGGAAUGUU
Molecule: messenger RNA, 3124 nt
Organism: Manis javanica (Malayan pangolin)
Lineage: Eukaryota; Metazoa; Chordata; Mammalia; Pholidota; Manidae
Gene: MOXD1
Product: monooxygenase DBH like 1
Biological process (GO): octopamine biosynthetic process; dopamine catabolic process; norepinephrine biosynthetic process
Cellular component (GO): secretory granule membrane
Molecular function (GO): copper ion binding; dopamine beta-monooxygenase activity
Source: RefSeq, a predicted model, not a curated record